Prorocentrum cordatum is the source of this 3249-nucleotide messenger RNA. The record is from the annotation of a GenBank genome assembly. Lineage: Eukaryota; Dinophyceae; Prorocentrales; Prorocentraceae.
AUGGCAUCGCGUGACCCAGCGUCUGCGAGGGAGUUGCGCGGGCAGCCGUCCGAUGAGGAUGCGGCGAACGAUCCUUGGAAGAAGCUCUAUGGCCCUCAGGGCUCCAUAGCCAAUAGGUUCCCGGGUGUAAUCGGCCUGAGGCCCCUGGGCACAGUCAACAAAUUGUACCGCGUCCACCAGAACAAGCACAUCCACUUCUUUUCGGACGGCCCCUUCACUGGCGAGCGCAUGUUCAAGAUGCACGAGGAGAACUUCAGGCGCCGGGAGGCCGUCGAAGAGCAGUGCACGCAGAAGGUUAUCGAGAUGGGGAACGUGGCCGCGGUCAGGGGCCAGCCCUGGGCCAUAAUGUCCGAGGGCGACAAGCCGCCGUACAAGCUUGUGAGCUGCGGGGCCUUGACCCGGGCGAUCUACAACGCGUUCGACCGGGAGCCGCAAAACAAGAACGUCAUCGAGACGCUGAACGCUGGGCUCGAGGGCGUCGCCUUGUACAGCCACAAAGCCCCGGUUGACGUCCUCCGCUGGUUGCGGGACUUCCACGAUGAGUUCCGCGGCGGCUCGGGCUUCACGCUACUGGAGCUCUACGAGCCGGUAGAAAAGAUCGAGGGCAUGUGGAAGGCUGAGGCUAUUUUGAAAGGGUACGACGUCUCGAACCAGGUCAGCAGGCAUCAGUAUAUCGAUAAGCACUGGCCUGGGAAGGUUUCGACGGCCCACGUGUUCAACGUGGCCAAGGCGACCAUGCACGCACUCGGGCGGGCCAACUGCAAGAAGCCGGUGCUUGCCUUGCUGGGGUCCACGUGCAAUUUCGCCGACCCCGCCAUGAAGAACGAGCAGGUUGUUCAGAGCAUCCACAUGGUGAUCGUCGUGCUUACGGACUCGUUCAAGGGCGCCAUCUCCGAGCCGAUGUUUCCCAUCGUGCUCUUGGAGAUGAUCAAGUUCGCCAUCCCGUGCUGCAAGCCGAGGGGCGGCGCGGAGACGGAGGGCGCCAAGUACCUGGCCACCGUCUGCUGCUCUAAGACGGGCGACUGGGUUCUGAACGACAGGCAUGCGACGCAGGAGUCGCAGGCGUACAAGCGCAUGGCGACAAACCUGACUAAGGCUGCGGUGCCCAACAAGAAAAAUAAGCUCAACGCGGAUGAGGAUGCCCCCGUGGAGGCGCCCACCCUGGAGAUGGCGUGCGCCGGCGCCGCCGUGAUAGCUGACGACGCCGCCGGCGACGCCGACGGCGCCGACGGCAACUCCGCCGCCGCUGGCGGCGACGGCGGCGAGAUGCGUCAGAUAUCGCGCAGCAAGAUGUGGCUCGACGACCUGAUGGAUUGCAUCGAGUGCCCGAUCAAGGUGGCCAAGGACUCGAGCGUGUGCGAGCUGGACAAGAAGGGCGAGAUCGCGUGUCGGUCUGUGGCAGUCAAUCUCGGCCUCGACUUCUGCUUCAAUGGUGUCAUCACGCUGAACAGCGUGGAUAUCACGCGUUGGUCCGUCCUCAGGCCGAAGCUGCAGGACCUUGUCAACGCGGCGGCGAGAUCAGGCGGGCUCCACAGGCUCGCGGCUGAGAGCAACACCACCCUGGGCCCCGCCAGUGGCAGCGUGGACGUGGAGGCCGCGCUGCUCGGCGUGCUGGAGAAGGGCAACAAGGCCAGCUCCGGCUCCGCCAGCGACAACACCACCCACCCUCUGCAGACGGCAACCGACGCGCAGAUGAGCGCGCUGAAGAGGCUGAGCGAGUCGAUGUCCGCUGCUGCUCCCAUCCGCAUGCACAUGGACUACGCCAUGGUCCGCGCCGCCGCCUGGAAGGGGGCCUCCAGGCACCAGGGGCAACAAGACGACACCGGGCUGCAUAAAGUAGUAUUCAUUUUCGCCAAUGCGUUCAAGGAUCACUUCGGCGAGUCGUGGGGGCUGCGGGCCAGCGCCCUCGCGGCGAUCCAGGUGGCUUCGACGAAGGGCAAGUUCCUGGACUGGGCCGCGAAGCCGUUCGAGGCUCGCUACAUGUUCGAAUUCUUCGCCGAUUGCGCCGUGGACUUCCCCUGCCUUGGCGGCAGGGGGGGGGAGCUGAGGGUGCUCGGAGACGCAUCGCGCAGCAUGCAGGACUUCUCGGAUUUCCUCGUAGACAUGGGCUCUGCAACGACCUGGAAGAUGUCUAGCGCCAGCGACUGGCCGACUGCAUGGGGUGGUAUCAUGGCUGAGAUCUUCGCCUGCGGCGACGUGCUUCCCGUGAAGGCGGCGCAGCUGGAGCCGCUGAAGAAGAAGCUCGAGCGGAGUCUCAAGCAGCGCACCAAGGAGACCGGGGAUGACUCGCAGGAAGUCGUCGAGUCGCAGACGCAGAUGGCCGAGAGCAAGGGCAGUGCAGGCUCCGAGGACGGCAAGACGCCCGAUGAUGAUGCCAACAAGCCUACGGCGGUCCCUCUGAGUGCCGCGCUGGUCUACGUGAAUCCGAAGAAGGUGGUCGACACGCUCGCGAGGGCGGGUGCCUGGUCAACGGUGGUGGACGACCCCGUCCCUAAGAUUCAGAGCGAGAUCCACGACUUCGCUUUCAAGGUCGACCUUGACAACGAGGAGGUAAAGCAGGGGUUCUCCAUGCACUGGGUCGGCCGCAUGACUAAGUUCAUCGAGUGGAAGCUGGCUGAGGCGGCGUGCGCCAGGGACGAUUCGUCGAUUACCAAUCACUCCAAGCUGCGCAUCAUGAUGGACAACAAACUCGCGAGGAGUCCGCCUCAGCCGCUUCACUCCAACGGCGACCUCGAGGCAUUCACGAGCUUGCAGCUUCCCUUCGCGGGCGCCGUCGACAUCAAGGGGGGCAGUCCGUGCACCCAGAUCGGGGCUAUCAACAUCUACUCGGCGACGCGCGGCUUCGACUACGACGUCCCCAUCUACGUGAGCGGCGCCAACUGCAAGGAUGCGUGGGCGCCAGGCGUUUGCCCUGCCUGGGCAGCCCCCCUUGCGAAGGGCGGCCAGGCGCCGACCCUGGAGCUGGACCAGGCGCAGGGCGCGUGGAGUGUGCCAGAUGGGCUCCGGCUGCGGCCGUCGGCCUCGAUGGAGACGAUCACGGUGUGCCUGAAGCUCGCCUGGAGCGACGAGACCCUGAAGCCCGCGGCCAAGAGCAACGGGCGCCUCCUGGAGAAGCUCAACUAUGACAUCGUGGGUUGCAUCGGCGCCAUCAGCAUGUCUUUCAACCAGGGCGCGGCCGCUGCUGCCGCGCCCGCGCGCGCGGGCAACUCGGCAGCGAUGAAGGCGGCGGCGAAGCAUUUGCUCAGGUAG